This is a messenger RNA of Dalotia coriaria, 225 nucleotides long. RefSeq names its product cytochrome c oxidase assembly factor 4 homolog, mitochondrial. The coding region runs from base 1 to 225 and encodes 74 amino acids. Gene Ontology annotation, biological process: mitochondrial respiratory chain complex IV assembly. Lineage: Eukaryota; Metazoa; Arthropoda; Insecta; Coleoptera; Staphylinidae. Gene Ontology annotation, cellular component: mitochondrial intermembrane space. The record is from RefSeq and is a predicted model, not a curated record. The transcript has 2 exons.
AUGUCUACAGUUUCUGCAGCAUCUAUUUCUAAACAUGGGAAGGAAGUAAUAACUGAUCCUGUUGAAGAGAUGCUCAAAAAGACUGGUUGUAUUGAAUUACAUUAUAAAGUUCAAGAAUGCAUUGCUACUACCCAGGACUGGAGAAAAUGUCAGGAUGUAGUCUCUGAAUUCAAAGUCUGCAUGGCAAAGUACACUGAACAAAAAAGAAAAGAAUUAGUAUCUUAA